AUGUCAUUUGCCUGGACCAUUGCAUGUACCACACCAUCGAAAACGGUUCAUCCUGCGGGCUGGGAGCCGACACAGGAGGAGAAGGACAAGGUUAUCGAGUUUUUCACCACCCCGGCAACUUUGCAGUGGCUUCUGAGCGCGCGGGUCUCGCUCUGGGGCGUCAAAGACUUUUACACGAUCCUACUCAACCUCGCGUCCAUCAUAGGUGGGCUUCCAGACGACCUAAACGACCUAGACGAGAUAUCCAAGAUAUCUGUAUCUCCCCAGGCGAAGAAGAAGAGCAAGAAACCGGCCCAGUCAGAAGCCCGGACUCGUUUACCUCCGGCUCUUCCUAGAGAAACAGUCCCUGGAGCACCCACUCGCCCAGAGGACCCUCCCUCACGGGAGGAGCAUCAACGGAGAGUGGCCCAAGGGUUAUUCAAUCACACUGCGCAACGACCCCAGCCUUUUCCGAAUACAUGGCGCACCCUCAACACCAGCGAGGAGUCGUAUCAACUAGCCCCGUCAGGCCGUGGCUACUAUCCUCAAACAACUCCCAGCUACGAGUAUUCUACCGCCCCAAACCAGUUUCUUCCAAAUGCGCCUUCUACAGGGCACACCUCCCACGACGACGAGUCGAAUCAACAGUCACGGGCACUAGUUCGGCCAGGCGCUAGCUACCAUCCUCCACCAACUCCCAGCAAUGUGCAUUAUGCCGCUUCGGGCCAGUCUCUUCCAAAUGUGGCUUCUACGGGCAAUCCACAACGGCCCCAGCCAACACCUCGACAGGCCUCGGCACGCCAGGCCCCCCAAAUUCAGGAGGGGUCUCAAUGGACACAGCCUCCAGCCACUCCGUAUACCGGCUACCCUCCUCAACAUCCCCCCCAGCAGCAAAGUACUCCUAUUCCCGGGUAUCAUGCUCGUGCUCCAGUAGCUGUUCCCAGCCCUCCGCGAGUUCCCACCCUUCUGCCAGUUGCCACCCCUCUGCUAGCUGACACCCCUCUGCCAGUUGACAUCCCUCUGCUAGUUGACACCCCUCUGCCAGUUGCCACCCGUCCGCGAACAAGCCAUGGGGGUGCCGGAAACUCGCAUACAGCCACUCCGCAACAGGGCCACAGCCGAGGAAGCUCAAUAUCUGCUGGGAGUAGCGGAUAUGUCCCAGAAUCACCACGGUCGGGGCCCGGCACUCUGGCUGGUAUCGCAAACACAGAAGUUGGACAUUCAGGCGGACCUGUCUUUGUUCAAGCCCCUUCAACAACCACUCAGUCGGCACUGAAAGGCAACGCAUUCGUGGGACAUAUGGAACAUACUCGAUCAGACUCAGGCAACAGCCACAGCUCUGCCAGCCUUGACCGGCAACAGCAAAAAACGCGGGUAUCAGCGCUGGCCAGGAGCGAUACGGGGCUUGCCGAUUUAACAGGGUAUUUGAGCAUAAGCGAGGAGAGCAGCAAGAGUCAACCCAAACCAACAGAGACCACAGGGACCACUAGAAAGAAGCACAAGCUCCAGGAGAGCUCGUCAGGAGGAUUUUCUACCAGCUCCAGCUCAACCGACAGCAACAGGGUACCCAGUGCCAGUGGGCCGCCAUCUUCUCCCGGCCAUGGCGGUGGAGGCGGCGGCGGCGGCGGCACUCAGUCGUCUCAGCAGGCCGCAGGCAGCUCGAGAAAGGAUAGGCCAUCGAAAGCUAAGAAACCCAAGCCGCCGCCGACGAAACCUGAGAGGACUAAGCGGUAAUACGUUGAGGGGUUUUUUCACACGAAACGCUGAUAUAAUUAUGUCUUGGGAGGAUCAGUCUGGACCCAUCGACAUUUCCACCUUCACGACCACAAUUACCCACCUUACCUAAGGCACCCACUUU
Messenger RNA from Lasiosphaeria miniovina, 1837 nucleotides. RefSeq lists its product as uncharacterized. Bases 1 to 1713 code for a protein of 570 amino acids. The transcript has 3 exons. The record is from RefSeq and is a predicted model, not a curated record. Lineage: Eukaryota; Fungi; Ascomycota; Sordariomycetes; Sordariales; Lasiosphaeriaceae.